AGUGUGCAUCUGUAAGUUGUCGCCAUCAUAUGUGGCUACAUGUUAACCUAGCUCCCAAGUCAGUCAGCCGUUGUGUCCGCGGAUAUAAAGUGAUUGGCAUCAUUAAGCUCUCUUUGUGUCUCCAGUCGAGUUUCUGUGAGCUGGAGUUAUGUUAUUCAUCAGUAAACGUGUUUAGGAUGUUGCUGUUUUGUGGAGUUUACUCACAUUAACGGAGCUGGAGUCUUGAGAAGCAGCAAGGGGCGGUGGGCUGCUAAAACUGUCGCUACCUAACAGCGAACCAGCUAGUUGGUUAGCUGGCCAGCAGGUAAACCUCAGGAGACAUUUAAAGUGAAUAAAACCACGGUUCAUUGUGAGUCGUCAUCGUUAGUUAAAUGGUCGCCGGUGGUUUCCGCCGUUGUCCCGUGUUGUGAAGUUAGUAACGUACCGUAGCCAAGGAGCUACAGAGCUAGCUGCGACUCCGCUGAGAAACCGAGAAGAUUUACAGCCAGCGGAGAUAAAUAACCAGCUGAGAUCGGGCUGCCACGGUGGAAGUCUGUUAAACUGGAGCUGGCAUCGUCACAUUUCCUGUCUUUAACACCAGGCUGCUGGGCCUGACAACUGAGAGGAUGUCUGAGGGAGAGAACAAACAGGCCCCGGACAUCGUCCAGGAGGGGAAGCCUGAGUCGAUGGCACCUGUACCCACGGGUCAAGGAGUGUCAUCGGUGUCUCCCCCUGUGUCCAUGGUGACCCAGUCUCCAGCCACUGCUGCCACAGAGGAUGAGGAAGAGGAGAGCGAGGAUGAGUCAGAGAUUUUGGAGGAAAGCCCGUGUGGACGUUGGCAGAAGCGCAGAGAAGAGGUGAAUCAGCGCAAUGUCCCUGGGAUCGAUAAUGCUUACUUGGCCAUGGACACUGAGGAAGGAGUUGAGGUGGUGUGGAAUGAGGUCAUGUUCUCAGAAAGGAAGAAUUUCAAACUACAAGAGGAAAAAGUCAAAGCAGUGUUUGAUAAUUUGAUCCAGCUGGAGCACUUGAACAUUGUGAAGUUCCACAAAUAUUGGACGGAUGUUAAAGAGAACAGAGUGAGGGUCAUUUUCAUCACUGAAUACAUGUCUUCAGGAAGUCUCAAGCAGUUCUUGAAAAAGACAAAGAAAAACCACAAGACCAUGAAUGAGAAGGCCUGGAAGCGCUGGUGCACACAAAUUCUGUCUGCUCUGAGUUACCUGCACUCCUGUGAACCUCCCAUCAUCCAUGGCAACCUGACCUGUGACACCAUCUUCAUUCAGCACAAUGGCCUCAUCAAGAUCGGCUCAGUUGCCCCAGAUACCAUUAACAACCAUGUGAAAACCUGUCGGGAAGAGCAGAAAAGCCUUCACUUUUUUGCUCCAGAAUAUGGAGCUGUUGCCAAUGUUACCACAGCCGUGGAUAUCUAUUCCUUUGGAAUGUGCGCCUUAGAGAUGGCUGUGUUGGAAAUCCAGAGUAAUGGAGAUUCGUCUUAUGUGUCCCAAGAAGCCAUAAACAGUGCCAUUCAGUCCCUAGAGGACCCGUUGCAACGGGAAUUUAUCCAAAAGUGUCUGGAGGUAGAUCCCAGUAAGCGACCCACAGCUAAGGAGCUGUUGUUUCACCAGGCCUUGUUUGAGGUGCCCUUACUUAAGCUGCUGGCUGCGCACUGCAUCGUCAGCCACCAGCAUAUGAUUCCAGAAAAUGCUUUAGAGGAAAUGACAAAGAACAUGGAUCCUAACUUGGUGAUUGUUGAGGCCAAGGAUGGAGUUCAGAUGAAACUCUCUCAGUUCCCUGCCCUUGAACUGGACAAGUUUCUGGAAGAUGUAAGGAAUGGGAUCUAUCCCCUGACUGCAUUCGGGAUUCCAUGUCCACAACAGCCUCAGCAGGAGGCGGUGAAGUCACCCAUAGUGCCCCCCUCAGUCAAAACCCCCACUCCUGAACCUGCAGAGCUCGAGACCAGGAAGGUCCUUCAGAUGCAGUGUAAUAUUGAGCCGGUUGAUGAGGGCGCCAAGCAUCAUCUGACCUUGCUGUUGAAACUUGAGGAUAAAUUGAACAGGCACUUGAGCUGUGAUUUGUUACCAAAUGAGAACGUACAGGAGCUGGCUGUGGAGCUUGUUCAGCUGGGAUUUAUCAGUGAGGGGGAUCAGCCACGACUUGCAUCUGUUCUUGAAGAGGCCUUCUCCAAGUUCUACAGCCGGAAUGGUUCUCUCAAUCCGGUGACCGUUUCCUCGUAGCAGAGGACUUGUCAGGCCUUCUUUCAGCCCUCCUCGUCCUCUACAACAGGACUAGCUUUUUGCUUCACCUCUGAGUUGCAGGAAAGCUUUGCGAGGACAGGGGAGGAAGCCUUGGUCUGAUUGCAGAUCCUGCAGCCUGUCCUUGUAUCUUCUGGUGGGAAAAGCUGCCACUAAGUGGUUGUUGGCUUUCUAUCUUUUUUUUUUUUUUUUUUCCCUCCCACCCAAUACAGCCAUCUGCUUCUCUUUCAAAAGAGGAAAUCCUAGUUGCAACUUAAAGGAAAAUACAAAUGUUUCCACUUUUUGGCUUAUUUCUUCCAGUUGUAAGUGGAGGUAAGCGAAAUAAAACUGGAUAACAGCAGUAUUUCCCUUAAGUCAGUAUUAAAAGUGUAUUUUAAACAUUUUUACGUAAAAUUGUUUGAUAGUUGUCUGUAUGAAAAAAAAUCUUUGUCCCGGCAUACUGAAGUGUAUGUAUUAUGGUGUUGUAAGGUUAAGUCUGGUUGUCUGGUCCUUUUAAACUUUCUCUUGAGCAGUGAGUGAGGCAUCUUCCUACCUUGUAUCAGUUUUUGAAGACUCUCAAAUGCAUUGAGCUCGUAAUACAACAGAUGCAACGUCACUUCAAAAUUCUGUAAUUAUAUCAACAUAGUCAUGAAACACGCAGCUGCAACACAAUCUGAAGAGCUACCGAUAAAAUAUUAAAAAUCUAACUAUUUA
This is a messenger RNA of Seriola dumerili (greater amberjack), 2921 nucleotides long. RefSeq names its product nuclear receptor-binding protein-like (gene nrbp1). Gene Ontology annotation, cellular component: cytoplasm; endomembrane system. The record is from RefSeq and is a predicted model, not a curated record. Lineage: Eukaryota; Metazoa; Chordata; Actinopteri; Carangiformes; Carangidae. The transcript is spliced from 18 exons. Gene Ontology annotation, biological process: protein phosphorylation; endoplasmic reticulum to Golgi vesicle-mediated transport; intracellular signal transduction. Gene Ontology annotation, molecular function: protein kinase activity; ATP binding. The coding region runs from base 606 to 2210 and encodes 534 amino acids.